Molecule: messenger RNA, 2301 nt
Organism: Glycine soja
Lineage: Eukaryota; Viridiplantae; Streptophyta; Magnoliopsida; Fabales; Fabaceae
Product: dof zinc finger protein DOF1.6-like
Exons: 1
Coding region: 1014-1955 (313 amino acids)
Biological process (GO): regulation of DNA-templated transcription
Molecular function (GO): DNA-binding transcription factor activity; DNA binding
Source: RefSeq, a predicted model, not a curated record
AGCUAGCUAGCUAGCAGUAGUGGGGUGCAAUGCAAUGAAAGGAAAGAGAGAGAAGAGUAGAGGAAGCAGAGAGGAAAUUGAAAGAGAGAGAAAGACAGUUGCUAAGUUCUGACAUAGCCACCAUUUCAUUCACCACUCUUUGGUCUUGGUCUUGCCUUGCCUCUACAGCCGCCUCAGCCCUCAGCCCUCAGCCUCCUCGUGGUCCUUACUCUACUAUACUAUCAUCAUCUUCUAUUAGUAAUCUUCCCUCCCUUUUUUUCUCUUUCUCCAAGCUUCUCACUUUUCUUAGACACACAACUCUAGCUCAUAGAGAAGCAUACAUAACAUCAUCUCUGUGAAUUACAAGUCUCUGGUGCUGUUUGUUUGUUCCCACUCUUUCUGUCCUUUUUGUCAAUCAAACCUCAAAAUUCUCAGUGCAUUCCUCAGGGUUUUUCUCCACAAUAUAAUUGCCCCCUAAGUACCUCUCUCCCGAUUGAGACCCUUCCGUUUUGGACUUUUUGUCCACGUUGCAUAUCAAUCCAGAAUCGCCCAAUUUUACAUGCCAAGUUUCCUCCUUUCCUCAUCUUUUUCCAUAUACACAACACUUCAAACACAUGGAAAUUUAUUUUUUUCUAUCAAGAUCGUCAGAAUCCACCGAGAUUUCACAGGAUCGAUCCUACUGAAUUAAUACCAUUUACAAACACAUUAGAUAUUCCCAUAAUUUUAUUUUUAUUUUUUAUGGAAAUUUGAGAUACCCCAGCUGUUCUUUUUGUUAAAAUUGUGGGUAGGUAGGAACUCAUGCACAAGGUAAGUUUCCGUGGUUUUGGUCAUUGUAGAUUCUCAGAUACAUUUCUCUGACACGUAGAGCUCGAUCAAAUACAACCCCUCAAAUCUGAAACCCCUACACACUUUUCACUUGUUACCUGCAUGCUCCUCCAAGCCACCACCAACCGCUACCUAUAGUUUCUAGUAUAUAUACACAAAACAACACACCCCACAAACAUCACAGACACACAAAAGUCAAAAGGGUCGCGAUGGAGCAAGGAGUCGAAGAAGGAGGUGGCAUGAACAAGAUACCUCGGGAUUCAAGAGUGAAGGAGAUAAGACAAGGUGAUGCACAAAUUCAGGUUCAGGCUCCUCAGCAACCCCAAAAGUGUCCUCGAUGCGACUCUCUCAACACCAAAUUUUGCUAUUACAACAACUAUAGCCUCUCACAGCCUCGUUACUUUUGCAAAACAUGCAGGAGGUACUGGACUCAAGGUGGAACCUUGAGGAACGUUCCUGUUGGUGGCGGUUGCCGCAAGGGGAAGCGCGCCAAGAGUUCUAACUCAUCUUCUUCGGAGAAUAUGAAUUCUUCUUCCAGAUCACUGCCUCAACAACAACAACAACCGCAAGGGGUGGUGGUUCAAACUCAAGCACCACCCUUAACAACGGUGGUGAAGGCCAAAGACCCUUCUUCCGUUGUGGCUUCAACCUUUUACCAAAGUGGUGGGUACUUGUCUUCUUUGGCUGCUAUGCAUUCACUCAACUCAUCAUCACACCCUUUUGAUCACUCUCUAAAUUUUGCGGGUAGUGACACCUUGCGUUCUUCCAAUUUGGGCCUUCUAUCUGGUUUCAAUGUUCAGCGCCCAAUUGGGCCAAUUCGUCCACCGCACUUGUAUCAUCAAAUGGGGAGUGGUGAAAGGGAGAUGGUGUCUCUGUAUGAACAAGGUUUGGUCAAUCCAUCUUCAUCCAGCAUGGCUAAUACUGAUACUAAUAGCAGUGGUGUUUCUCAGCAUGAUUGGCCUAUGAGUUUCAUCAAUAACAAUAACAAUAAUGCUAGUAAUAGAGCCUCUGAUGCCUCUUUGUGGAGCACCAUCAGCACCACUGUUGGUGGUAACGCUGAGAGGACCAGUCCUAGUGGUGUUGGUGCUGGUUCUUCUUCUUUCGUCAAAAAUCAAUGGCCUAAUCUUCCAGGGUAUGGCCCUCCACCGUGAUUGAUUUCAUUCACCUGUUGCACCCCGAGAGUCCUUCAAGUCAUAGUUCUGAACAAAUUGAUUUGUCUUUUACCUGCUUCAUGAUCUGUUUGAUGUUCUUUAGGUAUAUGAUCUUGUAGCAUAGGUUUAUCAAUAGCGCAGGUGUUAAUUAUUGGUCUUGGUUGAUUGUGCAAACAUUGGACCGUAGAGAAAUUGUGUUGUUGUUAUUGUAGUUGAUGUAAACGGUGGAUCAGUGCCGUAGAUAGUUGAAUAGAGAAUUUCUGGGUUGGGUCAGGUUGUUUCGAAACUUUUUACAUAUAAUUUCAUUUUAUAAUUAUACAGCUAUCAGGUGAAGUUUUGUAUCCUA